AUCCCUCUUGCUUCCUAGUUGGAACUCAACGCUGUGUCUGCUACCCCAGAACCAGAUAGAACCCUAAUCAAUUGCUGAAUCCUUAGAAACAAUUAAAGCGGAUUGGUGGGUCUGAAUUCUUCCAUGGCGAGCAGUAAUGGAGGAGACGAGCAAUUGAAGAGACUGGCGGAGCUGAGCAAAAACCUAAAGGAAGGAGAGAGAAUUCUAGCUCCCACACGCCGACCCGAUGGCACCCUCAGAAAACCCAUCAAGAUUCGGGCCGGGUACACUCCCCAGGAGGAAGUCGCCAUUUACCAGUCCAAAGGUGCCCUGUGGAGAAAGGAAAUGGAGUCCCAAGUGGUGCCUCCGGGAUAUGAUUCACCUAUGGAUACAAAGCCCAAGACUAAGUCAGCAAAGAGAAAUGAAAGAAAGAAGGAGAAGCGGCAACAGGCUGCUCUUGAAAAGGUUAUGAACUUGGACGCAACGGCAGUUGAAGAGACAAAAACAGAAGAUUCAGAGCAGGGGUCAGAAUCCAUUAAAAUGUUGACAUCUGAGAUGACUGAGCUUGCGGUUUCUUCAAACCCUAUUAUAUCUGCCCCUCCAUCAAACCCAAUUGAGGCUUCAGAUGCUGGGGUGCCAGUUCAAGACAUUGAUAAGAAACUUCGGGCACUAAAGAAGAAGAUUCGACUUGCUGAAGCUCAACAGCAGAAAACUCCCCAGCAAGAUAUGAAGCCAGAACAGUUGGAAAAGUUGGCAAAACUGGAAGGCUGGCUCGAGGAGCUAAAGCUUUUGGAGGAUCAAAAGGCUGAACUGUCAGAAUCGUGAAAUUUGGUUCUUGUCAUUGUGAGCAAACUCUGUAGUUUCCAUUUAAGGUUUGAAUGACAUGCAAAAACUGCAUUGUGGAACCAGAGAUUGAUCUAUCCAGAUUUCAUUCUGAACAAUGUAUGUGAACUUGCACAUCAAUGCAUAUCGCAUUUUGACGGUACUGGGUUUAGAUUUUACGCACCAUCAGCAUGGCAAGGUAAUAUAUAAACGAUGCAAGUACAC
Molecule: messenger RNA, 1026 nt
Organism: Rubroshorea leprosula
Lineage: Eukaryota; Viridiplantae; Streptophyta; Magnoliopsida; Malvales; Dipterocarpaceae
Source: the annotation of a GenBank genome assembly